This is a messenger RNA of Cydia splendana, 1054 nucleotides long. RefSeq names its product ras-related and estrogen-regulated growth inhibitor-like. The coding region runs from base 449 to 1027 and encodes 192 amino acids. NCBI's taxonomy places the organism in Eukaryota, Metazoa, Arthropoda, Insecta, Lepidoptera, Tortricidae. The transcript is spliced from 5 exons. Gene Ontology annotation, molecular function: GTPase activity; GTP binding. The record is from RefSeq and is a predicted model, not a curated record.
GCGCUAUCAGUUGAUACAGUCACUCCGCGUUGGCGCUCCGCUCCGCACGCCCGCGAACACGCGCUUUGCAUUAUACAAUUAGCACAGUGAGAACAAAUCAGUACGCAGGUACCUACAUACUCUACGAAGUUGUCUAGUGCAAACGCGAAUUCUCUAAAGACCGACAGCGAGGUCCAUUUUUUUUAAAUAAACAUUGACUGACUUGUAAUGAAAAAAAAACCCUAAUAGACAACAGCUGUUUGUUCGACGCAGCUCGUGGAAUACUCCAGUUACUUUUUACAUAAAUUUGCAUAAAGUUAAUUGCUAAAAAAAUAUCAAAAUAGUCUGAAAUUGAGUUUCUGUGCGCCUUAAAAAACUCUGAAGGAAAUAACGCAGAUAAGCACAUAUGUUCUGAGCGAAAAAUGAUGUGGGUUUGGCAAAUGCACAUUAGAGGAGAGAAAGCGGAAUCAUGAGCACGACCUCGCCCAAGUCUUCGCUGGCUAAGCUUGGGCUGUACCCCAAGCCCAAGCCUUUCAAGAUUAUGGUCCUGGGACAAUCGGGCGUCGGGAAAUCUGCUUUAGUGGUGCGAUUCAUCACCCGGCGAUUCAUCGGGGAAUAUGAUCCCAAUUUGGAGAAGAUUUAUGCCUUUCAAUCUGUAAUUGACAACGAGAUGGUAUAUUUUGAAAUAUUGGACUCUGCGGGGAAUCCUCAUGUGAGUUAUGAGAGCGAGUACACAAAUAUGGAGAGCAACAUCAGGUGGGCGGAGGCGUUCAUCCUCAUGUACUCCGUGACGGACAAGUGCUCCUUCGACGAGUGCCAUCGUCUCAAGUUCCUAAUCAACUAUAACAAAAGGCGGCGCAGGAUAGCUUCAUCUAUCAAGGGUAGCGUACUGGAGACGCCAGUGGUGCUGGUUGGCAACAAGGUGGACCAGAUCGGCGACCGCAUGGUGUCCACCGAGGAGGGCCAGCGCCGCUGCAAGGAGAUUGGCUGCGUGUGCUUCCACGAGAUCUCCGUCCGCGAGAGCAUCGACCAGGCGAGUGUUGCGUAGAGUAGCAAAGACCACCUCAACUACUAG